Messenger RNA from Papilio xuthus (Asian swallowtail), 1283 nucleotides. Its product is annotated as oligoribonuclease, mitochondrial. The coding region runs from base 175 to 822 and encodes 215 amino acids. Gene Ontology annotation, cellular component: mitochondrion. The transcript has 3 exons. Lineage: Eukaryota; Metazoa; Arthropoda; Insecta; Lepidoptera; Papilionidae. The record is from RefSeq and is a predicted model, not a curated record. Gene Ontology annotation, molecular function: nucleic acid binding; 3'-5'-RNA exonuclease activity.
GAAGUGUCUGUGAGAUUUUGAGGUUACAAUAACGAAGGUGUAUCUAAUUUGUUAUGUUAUUCUUAUCAUUUAAUAUAUUGUAAUAUCAUAGAAGACAGAUCCAAAACACCUCUGGUGUGUAUAAUAAAUUACCCACAAUCUCAUGUUUGUCGUCAUAAAGUAAAACCGGUAGGCAUGGGAAUUUUUCGUUUUUGUUUACAAUCUCCAAUAAAAAACGUUUUAAAUAACAUAACUCGAACUUUAUCUACCAUCAUGACACAUAAAGAGAUAUCAAGAAGGAUAGUUUGGGUGGAUUUGGAAAUGACUGGUCUGGAUAUAGAGAAGGAUCAUAUCCUUGAGAUAGCAUGUCUUGUGACAAAUGCUAACCUUGACAUUGUAGCUCCUGGACCAAACAUAAUUAUACAUCAGCCUGAUGAAAUCCUUAAUGCUAUGAACCAAUGGUGUAUUAAUCAACAUGGUGAGACUGGAUUGACAGAGGCUAGUAGACAAUCCUCAAUAUCAGUGCAAGAAGCUGAGAGUCAAGUUUUAAAGUUUUUGAGCAAACAUGUUCAUGAAAACAGAAGUCCUCUUGCCGGAAAUAGUGUUUACAUGGAUAGACUAUUCAUACGUAAAUAUAUGCCAAAACUGGAUUCAUAUCUACAUUAUAGAAUUAUUGAUGUUAGCACAAUAAAGGAAUUAGCAAAGAGAUGGUAUCCACAAGAAUUUUCUAGAAUACCGAUUAAAAAAUUUCAACACAGAUGUAUGAAUGAUAUUUUAGAAAGUGUUGAAGAAAUGAAGUAUUAUAGGGACAAUAUUUUCAAGAAGGAAAUGCUGAACGAAUGAUUGAGAUAUUUAAAAAAAAUUCUUCGUUGAAAUUCAACAUUUUACUGGUUGAUGAACUGGUACAUAUCUUUUGCAACACUACAACAACCAACUCAAACACCAUUGUCACCCCAUAUGGAUUUUGGAAAUCAGUGUUAUAGAGAAUGAAUGGAUUACUUCAGUCUACUUAUCUCUAAUAACUUUACCAUUGCAAUAUUAUUCAGGUAUUUGUAUAAAGAGUUCCAGGAGGCUAGACAAAGUGCAUUCGCUUCAAAGUGAUUCUAUAGCGAACAUCAAAAAUGUAAGGAAGUGAAACGCGACAGUCACGUGACUUAACGAAAGUUAUUGUCAGUUCUAUACAUUUUUGAAGUUCAUUAUGGAUUUGCUUCGGAGCGAAUUCGCUUUAUCAAGCUCUGCAGUUAACGUUAAAGCAGAUUCAAAAGUUACCAGUUUUCAUUAUAAAUUAAAUAUUUUUUUGUAAA